AACUGCAGAGCUGCUGAAGUAUCACCCACGUGUCCUGUACAUCGACAUCGAUAUCCAUCACGGGGACGGGGUGCAGGAGGCUUUUUACUUGACAGACCGUGUCAUGACAGUGUCAUUUCACAAAUAUGGCAACUAUUUCUUUCCUGGUACAGGUGACAUGUAUGAGGUGGGUGCAGAGAGUGGCCGUUACUACUGUCUGAACGUGCCCCUGCGGGACGGCAUCGAUGACCAGAGUUACAAACACCUCUUCCAGCCAGUCAUUAACCAGGUGGUAGAUUACUACCAGCCCACCUGCAUAGUACUGCAGUGUGGUGCUGAUUCUCUGGGUUGUGACCGUUUGGGCUGUUUUAACCUCAGUAUCAGAGGCCAUGGGUAAGUGCAGGGGGCUGGGCAGAGAAAGACCAUCUGAAGGGCU
Molecule: messenger RNA, 415 nt
Organism: Lepidothrix coronata (blue-crowned manakin)
Lineage: Eukaryota; Metazoa; Chordata; Aves; Passeriformes; Pipridae
Product: histone deacetylase 3-like
Exons: 5
Coding region: 104-376 (90 amino acids)
Molecular function (GO): histone deacetylase activity
Source: RefSeq, a predicted model, not a curated record